Molecule: messenger RNA, 8423 nt
Organism: Drosophila ananassae
Lineage: Eukaryota; Metazoa; Arthropoda; Insecta; Diptera; Drosophilidae
Product: small subunit processome component 20 homolog
Exons: 4
Coding region: 145-8349 (2734 amino acids)
Cellular component (GO): small-subunit processome; nucleolus; 90S preribosome
Source: RefSeq, a predicted model, not a curated record
GUUAUUCAAAACUGGUCACACCGUCAUUUUCUGCACGUGUUGAGUUUAGAAAACAAAUGCUCCAAAACAUUUGUGUUUUUAUAUUAAAUUUAUAUAAAUAAAUGCCAAUGAAGUGAUCUGUAAACAUACAAAAUUAUUUAAAAAAUGGCAUCCCUUGCGGAAAAGACGAAAAAUACAAACACAUUUAGGUUUAAAUCCUUUGGAGAUCGGGUAAAUGAGAUUGACUUGCGGCACUUGGCCCUUUACCACAUUGGCCACCGCAACGAGGAACUCGAUGAGGAGGAGAACGAGACCUAUUUUCAGCAGACCAUCCAGAAAUGGAACGUGCUCAAUCUCACCGAGGAAUACAACUCGUUCAGCAAACGAUGCCGCAGAAUUGUGACCCUGCCUCAGCUCCUGCAUCAGAAGGACUUUGUGGUAGACCUGCUGCUGGAGCGACUGGCCACUGCGACAAACCUCUCCCAGCAGCCGCUGCUGGAACUGCUCUAUGUAUUGGCCAGGGAUCUACGUGAGGAGUUCUAUCCGUAUUUCCAACGUGUUCUAGACCGCCUGAUUUGCCUGCUCAACACCCAGGAUGCGGAGCAACUCGAGUGGACACUCAUCUGCCUGGCACAUCUGUUUAAAACUCUAAAACCGUAUCUGAAACGGAAUAUUGGCGUAGUGUUUAAUGCCAUCCUGCCCCUCCUGGAUGAGCAGCACUAUGCGGAACAUGUGACCAAUUUCGCGGUGGAAUGCUUUGCUUACAUAGCCCGCGAUGUCCGGGAUUUCCCUCGUUUCUUAGCCUAUGUGCUGAAAACCCUGUUGCGAGAGGAGGUCGAGAGUGUCCGCGGUUGCGGUAGGCUCAUCUAUGAAAUCCUGCGAGGUGUCAACGGACAGCUGCACAAUUCGGCCGCAGAGAUCUUUACCCAUGUCCUAGAAGUGCUUGUAAAUAAAGAAAAUGUUUACACCAAGGAACAGACAGAGCUUCUGGGCGAUAUUGUGGAGCAUUCCCUGAAUUUACUGCUGAACUUUUUGCGUUCCGACCAAAGCCCCGUUUUGUGGCAGAAACUUUGCUCCGCUGCAGAAGGCGAAAAAGUGGAUGUGUCGCAGUUGAUUCGACUGAUGCAUCAACUGGUUACCCACAAGGGCGGUCGCUACAUUUCUGAACUUCCUGUCGUUGUCGGCACCAUUUUGAAACUGCUGGACGGGAACGUGGAACCUCUUAAUCCCUUGACCACCUUGGUCACCAGCCUACUUACUGCCCAACAUGCACAACUCACCCAACUGGACGCCAGUCGCCUGCUCCAAAAACUACUAAGCAUUAGUCGUGGGAAUCUCGUGGUGUACGAGGAGACUAUCCAUCAGCUCCUUGACUAUCAGCAGUUUGAGAUCCUUGUUCUGCCACAUGUUAUUGGAUUUUAUGAGGAGAAAGGUCAACCGGAGGCACUCGAGCUCUUGGCUCGCAUUGUGGUGCACAAAAGACCUUUGCAGGUGGAUGGCAACUCCUUGGCCCAGUGGACAGCGUAUCCCAUUCAAAUAAAGAAAAAAGACACUUUGAAGAGCUUAGAGGAUAAGCUUGUGAAGUUGAAUGUGGAAAAAGAAGAGGAUUUGUUGCUCAUAUUGUUGGCUCCUCACUUUAGAGGUUUUAGCAAACAGCCCUUAGAGAAGAUCUUGCAAAGUUCUAUCGAAGAUCACUUGAAACAGGGACAUCAAGACUUUAAAUUGUUGCUAUUGCUGCUGCAGACGCAUUCUCUGCUUAAGUUUAAGCUACCCAAGGCCCUAAGAUCGGAGAUAAGUGUUUUCCUUCAACCAGAACUGGGAAAGGAGCUCCUAGCCCUGGCCUCCCUUCAUCUGAUUCUUUUGGAAACGCCCAAGAACGAACUGUCCGCCACCGAGGAGCUGCUCUCCAGUGUUUCCACACUUCUGAGUCAUCCGCAAGCUCAGUUUCGUCGCAUUGCAGCCCAUUGCCUGGAUGUCCUCAACGCCACAAACAAACCAAAUCCGUAUUCCCACUUCUACGCCGCCAACUGUAUUGAACCUACGGUCCACAAUUAUCGGGAGAUACUUCUGCAGCUGCAACAACUGGAGCCAGUGGCAGCCCAGUUCAAGCAGUUCGAAUUGCUUCCGCAUUUCAAGGAGCACGCAGUAAGCCUCCUGCUGGGACUUCUCUACAACAAUUUCAAGUUUGUUUGGGCGCCGGUCCAGCAGCUUCUGGCUGCCUAUGUGAAGACCAUGAAAACCGACGAAUUCUGGAGCCUGUUCAAAGCCAAACUGGUGGAGACCGUUGCCUGCAUAGAUUACACAAAUGAUGUGUCCAUCCUCCAGAGGCAUUCUUCUAAAGCUUACCUGUCUCCAGCUUUGACCAUUGUCCUGGAUUCAGAACAGCACCAGCAACUAAGUCUGCAACAGGCGCUCAACUACCGACAACUGCUGUGGCAAUGUCUGCCCAAGUUGGGAAAUCUAGUGGAGGUUAAGAAUGCGGAUCUGGUGCGUCUAUUCCUGCAGUUCGUGGAACAGGAGUAUCGAGCACAGUUGGAGAAAACGGAACACACCUGGAACGUUAACGAGACAACAGUUGAUCUGGAGGUUGAGGAUGAUGAGGAGGACGAGACCAAGUCGGAAUCCCGCCCACGCCAAAAACGCAGAACCCAGAAUGCCAAUGCCAAGUUCAUACUACAAACGCUUCAACUGAAACUGGCCUGCUUUGUGGCCCAACCCAAUCCCAAGGCCCUGCAUCGUCAGGCAGAGAUGCAUGAUUUCUAUCUGGAGCUGUUAGCCGGACCUAAUGCCCAACUGCAGCAAUUGGCGCUGGAUUGCCUGGCGGCCUACAAACGCCCACCGGCACUGGUGCAGCAAAAGGGUCAGCUGUCGGGCUUGAUCGAUGAGGCAAAGUUUAAGACCACCCUCACUGGUUUCGAACUAUCCAGUAUUCCGGCGCAACAGCGCACGGAACUGAUGCCAUUUAUGCUGCGCGUUCUCUACGGCAAAAUGCUGACCAGGGGAGUGCAGAAGCAACUGAGUGCUCAGCUGAGAAAGACACUGAUCCUGAGGUUCCUGGGCCAACUGGAGGAGUCGGAGAUUAUGGACUUUUUGCAAAUGGCCUUUGGAAAGUUUUCUUCCUACACAGAUAAACCAGUGGACGCGGUGGCUACUUAUGUUCGGGAACAAUACGAUCCUUCAGCGGUGAUUGCAGCCAGACAGCUCCAAAGGAUCGUAAAUGUCUUAGAACUCAUAAGAAAAGAAUUUGCCGGCAGACUGUCGACCGAUUUCCAAAGCUACGUCCUUAAACUGCUACUCUUUGUGGGAAGUGUUGCCCAGGAGGUGAUCAACGGAGACGGAAAGUUGGUGGCUGCCUACAAGAAUGUGAAGCAUUCGGGCCUGCAGACGCUGGUGAACUAUUUCGGACAGCUGGUGGACAUGGAGGACCUGUGGCAGGAGAAGGAAAUGAGUGCCGUUUGCGAGGUUUUCAUUUGGCCUGGACUGGCUCGACUCUCUCAGGAUUCUAUACACACACCCACGCCGAUGUUGAAGCUGUUGCUCCUCUGGGGUGGCGAGCCGCGUUAUCAGAAGUGGCUCAACCAGAGGCCUUCGGACGAGGACCAAGCAAUAAUGCACCAUUUGAUGGCCCUAUUGUUGAAUGAGAAGGCCAAACCCGUUGUGAAACGAGCCAUUUUGCAGCUGGUGGAACAUCUACUGGAAUCGGCAGCUACUGAAGAGUUUGGUUCCAUGGCCCUGUCCAUCGUGCAUCCCCAUAUUCCGUCUAUCCUCCAGCAGCUGCAGACCAGCUGGCGCCACAAGAAGGCUGGAAGACAGACACUCGACAAGCGGGAGCUCAACAUCCUGACACUGAUCACCUCUCACGUGGAAGAGCCUGCCACGUGUGAGCUACUCCUUGACGUAGUUCUGCCCAUCUUCACCAAGCAGGCAGCUUCAUCUGGUCCUGAAACCGUGGUGCAGCUAGUUACAACGUUGUCGAAUCUUCUAAAGCGUGUGGCCAAGCCACAGGAUUAUGUACGUCCGCUGGCUCCGCUCUUCGAGCAGGUUCAUGUACUCCCAGCCAGAAAACUGCUGUGCGAUCUCCUGGCGGAUAUGGCCAAAAGAUUACACAAGGAGGCCAAGCACAACUCGGAGCUCUCAGCUACAGCUGCAUCCCUGCGCGAGUGGGUUAGACUGGUGCUGCUCCUGAAUGCCUGGGACAAGAGGUGGCUGGAACAACCGGACUACGACAAACGCCUCGAGGCCCUCUCAGAGCUGAAGCAGUUGGUGGAGAAGAAGGAUACAAAGCUGGACCUCCAAUUAGGAGUUUUGGUCGUUUACAACUGUUUCUACAUGCUGCGCCACGAUUCGGAUCUGGGAAUGAGGGUAAAUAUAGGGGAGCUACUGAAGCCCCUGUUACCCUUAGUAACCCUGCAACUGGAGGACAAGGAAGACAUUAAAUUCUGGCUGGAGGACACUAUCUUACCAUUAUUACAGCGUAGCAUGCGAGAUGAAAAGCAUGAACAUGCCAGGAGUGAGGCAAUUGGCCUGUUGGGAGAACUGGCUCGCCAGUGUCCAGCAGCCCACGAAAUUCUAAAGGAUCUAUCUCCCCUGACGGAUAAACACGACUUGGAGGUGGACUUCUUUGAGAAUAUGUUGCACCUGCAGACCCAGAGACACGGCCGCGCAUUGCAGCGUUUGGUGAACAUCUCGGCGGGAAGUUGGCGGCAGUCUCCGCCAUGUGCUCGUACCCUCACCCAGUAUCUCAUGCCCCUGGCCACCAGAUACCUCCUCAGCGAGAAGCAUUCUGGCAAGCACACACUAGUCGAUGCUGCUAUCGAGGCUGUUGGGGUGAUGAGCGAAUUCCUGCCAUGGACGCAGUAUCAUGCUGUCCUGCGCUACUAUCUCCAGAAACUGAGGCACGCCCAAGGACAGCAGAAGCAAUGUGUGCGUCUGGUGGUUCGCAUUUUGGAUGCGUUCCAUUUCGAUCUAACACAGGCCCAGACGGACUUGACGGCUCUGGCCAAGCUCAAGCAAAAACUCACCGAGGAAGUGGAAGAAAAGGAGAAGGCUGAGGACUCCGAAGAAGCCAAGACUGUGAAAGAUGAAGAUGCUGAGGAUGCAGAGGAGAAACCUAUUAAAAGUGAGGCAGAUCAGUCUGACUUUAUUGAUUUCGAGGAAGAGGAGGUGGCCAUUGAAUCCGUUUCCCAGCCCCAACGGACUCAGCUACUGGCCCCCAAUGCGGCCAAAAAAGUCAUGGCCACGAUUACCACCGUCCUGCUGCCCACUUUGAACCGGGCCAUAACCGAGAAGACCAACUACGAUACCAAGCACAAGGUGAACCGCCGGCGACUGAGCUACGAACGCGAGGAGGAGGAGAUCCAACGGGUGCCCAUUGCCCUGGCCAUGGUGAAGCUGUUGCAGAAGCUUCCAUCCGAAUUAUUGGACAACAGCCUGCCUGGCAUCUUCAUGAAGGUGUGCACCUUCCUGCGGUCCCCCCUGAAAUCCGUUAGAAUGUUAACCCGCGACAUCCUCAAGAAGAUCAUGCUCACUCUGGGCGGCAGCUACUUGGGUCUGCUCCUGGAGCAGCUACAGUCCCUGCUCACCCGUGGAUUUCAGGUGCAUGUUCUCUCAGUGACACUCCACGGUGUUCUAGAUGCCUUGAAAGCUGAACUAAAGCCAGACCACAUUGAGAGCUGCCUGCAGAAUCUCCUCGAGGUGGCCCUGAACGACAUAUUCGGAGAUGUGAACGCCGAGAAGGAAGUGGAGAAGAUCGUGGCGCACACCCCAGAGGCCAAGCCAAGUGCCAAGAGCUAUCUCACCCUGAAUAUAGCGGCACGCCACAUCCGGGACAACUGCUUACUGGAUCUUCUGCUGCCAUUUAAGGAGCAUCUGGCCAGAUCGCACUCCCGCAAAGUGACGCAAAAGAUUCAGGAGUGCUUCGCCAAGAUUGUGGGCGGACUAGUGGAGAAUACCCAUAUCGCCAGGGAAAGUCUGCUAAUCUUCAUUUACGGAACCAUGUCGGAGAGUAUAAGCGACCUGUUGCCGGGCACGAAAAAGAGGCAGCUGACGGAAAAGGAGCAAGCGCUAAUGAAACGAGUGCGUCCCGAUUGCCUUAUCCUGCAGCCGGCUCCUGGACGCCGUAGUGUGGCCACUGGCAAUAAGCAAGUCAAGUCCAAUGCCCAGGCCAACGCCCACAUACUCGUCGAGUUUGGCUUGGAGCUUCUGCAUUUCGUUUUGAAGCGAAAGAAACUCACGGACUUGGACUACCAGCCCUUCUUGCAUCCCCUGCUGCCACUGCUAAGGGAUUCCCUGAAGAGCAACCAUGCUAGGACAACCACGUACGCCCUGAAAUGCUAUUCGGCCAUUUGGCUGGGUGACUACGAGCUUUCUGAACUGAAGGAUGAGGCACUGAAGCCUGUCGUUGAGCGCAUGUUCGAGAUUCUCAAGAAUUUCUCCACGUUUGGAGCUACCCGCCAGGAGGAAAACGCUCAGCUGGUCCGAGCAAGCUUCAAGUCGGUGGUGGCGCUCCUACGGAAGUGCCAGGAUUACAAGCUCACUGAAGAACAGAUCGAGCAACUGCUGCUCCACAUCGAACAGGAGCUGCAGGAGGGCGAGUGCAGUAGUCAGUCCAUGGUGUUCAUUCUUCUGAAGGCACUUGUGAACCGAAAAGUGGACACUCGCUCGCUCCACGAUCUGUUGAGGCGCCUCGGGGAACUCUCCAUCAUUUCGCCGUCUGACUACGUGAGAGACGAGUCCCGUAGCAUUGUACUGACCUACAUCAUGGAGUACACAUUGGGAGCGAAGGUGGAGCAGAUGGUCAAGUUCAUGUCCGUCCAGUUGUGUUACAGCCAAACCGCGGGUCGGCAAUCGGCCAUUCAAUUCAUGCACUCCAUCAUCAACAAGUUCCCGCAAAAGAUUCUUGUCAAGCAAUCGGAGUUCCUGUACCUUUCCCUGGGCACCCGCCUGGUCAACGAUGAGGAUCCCUCAUGCCGUCGGAGUGUGGCGGCUGCGCUGGAGGCCUUAAUUGGUCGCUUGACUAAAGUGGAGCGACAGCCUUUAUUGGAUCUAACCCUGCUGUUCUUCACUUCACCCAAGUCAAGUCAGAACCCAGGAGUCCGGGAGAUGGCUGCUGCUCUGCUGUCAAGAUUUGUGCAGGCUGAACGUGGUGGUUUUGCGGAAAGACUCGAAUUGGUGCUGCCCACUCUGGUGAAUGUCCUCACUCUGGGUGACGCCGAUUCGGGUGGCAAGUUCGUCCGGGCUCCAGGACACCUGGCCGCUGAGGCAGUUGGCAAUGGUCUUCCCAAAAAGAAGAGGAGAAAGGAUGAGAAAGUCUUGCCUGAUGAAGACCUCCUGCUGGCUGGCCAAGAAACAGAAUCCCGCUUGGAUGAACAGCAACGCAAAUUGGACCAUCAGCUCAUCCAGCUCCAGUACUGUCUGCUGAAAAUCUUGGAGCACUGCGGUGAAUCCUUGGUGAGCAAUCCUGAGCUCUCCGAGACUGUCGAUGAAUUGGCUUAUGGAUGUCAGCGUCUUCUGGGUCACGGACACAACUGGGUUCGCUGCAAUGCAGCCAAGCUACUUAGCAGCAUCCUGGCCCACUACGACUACGCAUAUGUGGGCCAACAACUGGCUGGGAUUAAGAACGAGGAGAGUGCCAAGCAAACACUGGAGUUUAUUUACUCCCAACCUGCUCAGGACAUCAAAUCCCUGGUCUUGGAUCUGUGCGCACAAGUAACGCCUGGAGAGACGGCCCAGGAGAUGAUCGAUGAGCUGACAAAGAUUCUUUUAUUCGUUGGACAAAUGUUGAGAGAUGUGCCUUUUAAUUUGAAGCAGGAGAAGGAUGCGGAUGACGAAGAAGAACAGAGUCUUACCAACAAAAUACAUCUUAACUGGCUAGUGAGAAAUAUUCGUUUCCUGGUCAACAAGGAAGUGGCCAAGGCGCCACAUGACACAAGCAUACGCACUGCAAUGUUUACGUUGAUUGAAGCUCUCUCCACUCUUCUCAGUGUGGAGGCUGUAACCCAAUUAGCUCCCUCUCUGCUCCACGCUUUAGUCCGUGAAAUGUCCGAGGAGGAUCAGAACGUAGAUGCGGAGCUUAGACAGCAGGCUCUUCGAGUGGGCAGCCGGUUAAGGAAGCGCAUUGGAACCGACGUCUACGACAAGCUGCGCAAUGCAGUGCAGACCAAACUGAUGGCUCGUCGGGCCGAGAGGAGAAAGAUCGUGGCCCAGGAGAAGAUUCAUGAUCCGGAACGGGCGGCCAAACGGAAGGCGGGUAUUCAGGAGCGAAAGAAGGCAGCCAAGCGGCUGAAAACAGCGGUCGUCCGUGGCAAGGCUCCCGACAUCAAGCAGAAGCUUAAAAAACGAAAGAGGAAGGCGGAGAUGGAUGGAUUUUAGUUAGUGAUUAUUUUAUAAUUCUAGUUUUUUAUGUAGAUCGAAAUAAACUUGAGAAAUAAACCUUGUUAAAGCCA